UACACUAAAGAGAGAAGGCGCACAGUGCGUGGUGGGAGACCUUACAGUACGAGACUGGAUGCUGAUACCAGAAUCAAGGGGAAACCAGCGGUUUCGUGCUCGUCUGCGCUUUGGAGAUAAAAUAUCUCUCGUUUGGUCGUACCUGGACCAGGGACCCUAAAACAAACUUUUAUUGCGGCCACCCCCAUUCUGCGCGUCGCCUAGAUGAUGGAAUAGCUCUUCAGUUUUUUUUCUCUUUCAGAAACAGCAAGGAUAAAAUGCACACGAGAGGGCACCGUUCAAUAAACUCCUCACUGGACUGCCAGUCAGAACAAAAAAGGUCUCGACAGGUCGAUUUCCUUCGGUUACUUUGCGGCCAGUAAAAGCGUCCUUUUUCUCUUCCUGCCUUUAAUGUGUAAGAAAAUCUGUCAGACUGAUACUCUGUGUCGGAAUGCCAAAUUUCUUUAGAAUUCAGUUGUAAAAAGAGCCGACUAAGAAGAAAUAUCUUGUCAGAGAAAAUUAACAAAGACUGCGAACGACUGUCGUUGUUAAUUUAGCCUGCGUUGAAUAAUUAGAUUUACGAAAAUACCUCUACAGAACUCAUCAUAUAUUUCAUUUUAUAAGUAUGAAAUAAAAGUUGCCUCUGAAACUACACCCAAUGAUGAUCGCCUGAAUCACAAACAAUAGUUUUAUUUGACAGCAUGAGAGAGGUUAAUCACGUCAAAAUAUUUAUGGUCUAUAGAAAAUAAGUCAAUUAUAUUAGCCAAAAUGAAUGUAUGAUUACUUACGAAAAUGCACGCUCUUUUUUACGUGUCAAGCUAUAUAGGCCUUCAUAAACUACAUCUAAAUUUUAAUUUAUCCAUUUUGAUUUAUGUAGCCACCAGGAACAACUAGUCAUUAGUCACCAUAGUUCCCAACAUAGCAAACUUGAAAGUGCAGUUUUAUUUCUCAUGGGACAGCUUUAAAGAUACAAACCUAAAAAGUAUGUUAUAAAUGAACAUCAAAUGUUUUAUAAUGCAGCUGUUUGGAACAAGCAUCCUUACGGGCCACAUGUGCAAGGCUCGUCUAUUUAGCAUCGCUCAGCCUUGGCACAUAAUGUGAAUUUGGAUUGAUAGUAGCAGACCCGGGGGAAUGUGCAUGCAGAUGCUCACAGUGUAUAAUUUUCGAAUGUAUAAUUGGCCUUUUGGAUAUUUCAAAAGGAGAGCUCUGAAGAAACUCUGCCCUCGGAUGGCUCGCGCUUUGUGAUGCGGUUUUCUCCAAUAAGCCACUGUGUGUAAUGCUGUGUAAUUUUAUCCACACUGCACUCUCAUGAUUCACACAAGACUGAUACCUUGCCUCCCCUUCUCCUUUGUAUCAAUUGGUUGGAGUUCAGUCUAUUGUUGCUGGAAGGAUCUUUUAUUUCUAUGCACUGUCGAUCAACGAAAUCUCACGAUAGCCUCCUUCUGAAAUCCAGUGGCUUUUCUGCAGAUGCUGUCUAUUUGGAGAGCAAAGAGGACCUAUGACCACCGCCACGACUAAUCCACGCCGCUGUCAACGUGCUGGUCCUAAUCGAUUGCAACGGGUUUACUAGAUCUUUGCAGAUAAAGAGAAGAGAUCGGAAGAGAUAACACUGCCAAAUGUUUCGUGGGCUGGAUCAGUGCGCUUUGCUGCAGCGGCAGAGGCAAAUACGACUUCUUUAAUGGGACCCCUUGUGUUAGUUUCUUCUAUUCUAACAGGGAGACUAAGAAUUUCGGCCAUGCCACAAUGGUUAUAAUUUUAGUCUUGUUGUUGCUGAGUCUGUCGGAUCCCAGUAAACAAGAAGCUUUGUCCCCGAGGCGGGAUAGCACUCCCAGGGCGUCUUGUACGAGGGGUCAGGCGUGUGAUCCAAGGCAGCGGAGAGAUGCAGGGGGACGCGGGGGAGUCUACGAGCACCUCGGGGGAGCACCAAGAUGCAGAAAACUGUACUGUGCCACCAAGUACCAUCUACAAAUACACCCUAAUGGGAAAAUAGACGGUUCUCUAGAAGAAAAUAACCCGUUCAGCAUAUUAGAGAUCACAGCAGUUGACGUUGGAGUCGUGGCCAUAAAGGGUCUAUUCUCGGGAAGAUAUCUUGCCAUGAACAAAAAAGGACGCCUUUAUGCUUCGGACGUCUUCAACCAGGAGUGCGAGUUCGUCGAGCGGAUCCACGAGCUGGGCUACAACACCUACGCCUCGCGGCACUACCGGACCGCGCCGCCGGCCCCGGGAGGGGGCAGGCGGAGGGCGAGCGCGGAGAGACUGUGGUACGUGUCCAUAAACGGGAAGGGGCGGCCCCGGAGGGGCUUCAAGACCCGCCGGACAGAGAAGGGGUCCCUCUUUUUGCCCAGGCUGCUCGGCAACAAAGACCACGAGAUGGUGCACCAGUUCCGCACCAGCCACCGGUACCGGGAGAACAUCCUGCGGCCCGCCGGGCGAGCCGAACGCAGGCGGCGCCGGCACAGGGUCGCCGCGGCCAGGGGCGCAGAGCACGAGGACUGAUACCGCGCGCUGCACUGGAUGUAGGUAAAGAUUCUCCUCUACGGCCCGCCGCCAAAAUGCACAGCCCCUACAGCAUACGCCAGAAAACUGACAACACAAUCACUUCCUGUAGGGAGGAUGCUACUUUGUCAUUGGGAGGCACAGCGAAGCCAGACACACGUCGAUGCGAUAAGGUCUUGUAUUUUACUGUGUACAUAUAAAUAAGUUAAUGUGACCAAAAUCAAAACUGCUGGAUUUUUUUUUUCUUUUCUACAUUUUAUAUCACAUGGAAACCACUUAGAAAGGUUUUUUUGGAUCCUGUGCCGUAUUUUUAAAAUGUGUAAUUACUGUAUAUAUGUGUACGAUAGUUUUCCAUAUUAUCCCUGUUUCAACAAUGACCAGUUUAAUCUGUAUAAAUGUUUUUGGAAGCUGACAUGGACUGAGUACAUGUGCUUAGGCUGGCAAAGUUGAGUUAUGUUAGUUAAAUAAACAUUCUGGAAGUUGGCAUACAGUAAAGCACUUUUUCUGCUAAACACUAGUAAUUACUAAGUAAAAAAGGGGGAAAACAUGCAUACAUGAUUUAAAAAAAUGAUCUAUGAUGUGACAGCCUACUGCAUAAAUUUACUUUGUAUAUUACUGUUCUGCAUAUUUAUUUGGUUUCAUUACUUUUUUAAAUUAUUGAUGACAUACAGUUUCUACAUUUACAAAUGUUAUUGGUUCUGUAUUGCUUUUUUAUCAAAUGGUCUCAUUUAUUAAACUGAAAAUAUUAUUUUGAUUGGGUCUCAAAAGUACCGUUUAUUAUGUCAGUCACAAAAAGGCAUUUACGACAUUUAUAAGCUUACAUUUCUUUUUUUCAAUGGAAUACCUUUUGUGUCCUCUGAAUUCUGCCUUUAUUAAAUACUAAUACUUGCCAGAAAAUGUCAUUCAGAGCAAGACCUGGGGAAAAAACUACUUUUAGUGGACAAAACACUAUUUUAGUGGUAGAAUAAGGCAUAGUUUAAGUAUUUCAAUGCUGUAUCAAUAAUUGGGGCGUUUACAGUCAAUCAGCUAUUAUAUUGUAUGGAUAUCUUAAAUUAUUCAAGGAAAUGUCACCAAUAAAUGAUAUAGCAUAAUACUGUACAUACUGUUGUUGUUUUUAUCAAGGCGGUCUGAACCACAGCCUGACACACAGUAAAAUGUUCAGUGUAAAAUGAACCGAUCACUCCUUUUGUGCUCAUAUAGAUUAUAUUUGAUUAAUUAACACUGAACAUUUUACCAUGCAUGAAUGUAUUCAUCCAGAUUGUUGUCUAUGCGUUAGAACUGGUCAUUCUCCAUAUGGAA
Molecule: messenger RNA, 3774 nt
Organism: Anguilla anguilla (European eel)
Lineage: Eukaryota; Metazoa; Chordata; Actinopteri; Anguilliformes; Anguillidae
Gene: fgf3
Product: fibroblast growth factor 3
Exons: 3
Coding region: 1723-2475 (250 amino acids)
Biological process (GO): positive regulation of cell population proliferation; cell differentiation; positive regulation of gene expression
Cellular component (GO): cytoplasm
Molecular function (GO): growth factor activity; fibroblast growth factor receptor binding
Source: RefSeq, a predicted model, not a curated record